AUGAUGAGGAACAACGAACAACUUGAGAGUCAUUCUAGUACCAUCACAAAUGUGCCAACUACUCCUACAAUAGUAGUUUCUCCUAAAGUAGCACCUUUGCUCACUCCUGGAGGAACAAAAGAAUGGCUUUCAAUAUGCCCCAAUGAGUUGAAACCAGAUAUAGGGAUGAAGUUUAAUAAUCUUGAAGGGGGCCUUGAAUUUCAUAAAAAUUGUAGAGCUUUUGUUACCAUGAGUUUAGAGUCUUUUUGGAAACGUGCCGGGAAGUCACAAAAGUCCUCUACUUGUUCUUCACCUAGUUCAAGGAAUCCUCCAAUAGAAGAAGAUGUUGUAACUCCUAUUGAUGAUGUGGAUAUUGAGUCUCCUAAUGAUGAUGCGGAUGUCGUGUCUCCUAAUAAUGAUGCGGUUGCAGUGGCUGCUUCAAUUCCAAUCCCUGAAAACACAACUCAAAGUAAUCCAAAUGCUAGUGUUGAGUCUGAUGAUACUCGCAUUUAUGAUGUUCAUCUUCUUCCACAUGAUCCUGGAAAAAGAAUUCCAAUUUUGGAAUAUCCUGCUACUGACAGGGAUGCUGUGAGAAGAGGUUAUAUUACAAUGAAACGUUGUGAUCCACGCACUCAUAAUUUCCCUCGAAGAAAAAUAGGAGGUAUGCGUCGAUUUAAUGUUGCUUGGUUUGAUAAAUAUGAUUGGCUUGAAUAUAGUGUGGAGAAAGCUGCGGCUUUUUGUUUUGUGUGCUACUUGUUCAAAGAUAAAGUUGAUUCUAUGGCUGCUAAUGAUUGCUUUAUUAAAGGGGGGUUUGGAGGAUGGAAUAAGAUUGGUAGAUUUAAUAUUCAUGUGGGAGGUCUUGGUAGUUUGCAUAAUCAAGCUUAUGAAAAAUACAAUUUUUUCAUUAACCCAAAAACAUCAGUUGCCGAAUCUUUUUCCACUUACACCACAGAAGCUAAACUUCAAUACAAAUCUCGAUUGACUUAUUCAUUAAAAUGUAUUAAGUUUCUUCUAAGUCAAGGCUUAGCUUGUCGUGGGCAUGAUGAAAGUGAAGACUCUUGGAAUAGGGGUAAUUUUCUUGCACUCUUAACAUGGCUUUCAGAGAAUAAUAGUGAUGUUGCAAAGGUUGUUCUAAAUGAAUCUAGUGAUGUAUCUCAAAAGGAACAAUUGGCCCUUUGUUUGCGUUAUGUGAAUAAUAAAGGGAAGAUAACUGAGAGGUUUCUUGGAAUUGUACAUGUUAAGGAUACCACUGCUUUGUCACUAAAAAGUGCAAUUGAGUCUUUGCUUAUGGAGUAUUCAUUGAGUUUGUCUAGAGUUCGUGGACAAGGUUACGAUGGUGCUAGUAAUAUGAGGGGUGAGAUAAACGGUUUGAAGACUUUGAUCAUGAAUGAAACAAAACAAGCUUAUUAUAUUCAUUGUUUUGCUCACCAACUUCAAUUAACCCUUGUUGCUGUUGCUAAGGAUAAUGAUGAUUGUAUUUGGUUGUUUGACCAACUUGCUAUUUUAUUGAAUAUUAUUGGUGUUUCUUGUAAGAGAAGGGAAAUGAUAAGAGAAAUACAAUCUCAACAUGUUCUAGAAGCAUUAGAUCUAGGGGAAAUUGAAAGUGGGCAAGGUUUAAACCAAGAACUUGGUUUAGGUAGGCCUGGUGAUACUAGGUGGGGGUCACACUACAAAACUGUUUCAAAUGUUACCUCAUUAUAUGCUACUAUUGUCAAAGUUCUCGAGAAGGUUGGAUCAAAUAAGCUUUAUAAGGAUGAUCGUGUAAAGGCUAUCACUGUUAUGUCUACAUUUGAAUCCUUUGAGUUUGUUUUCAUGAUACAUUUGAUGUCUGAAAUAUUUGGGCAAACUGAUAAAUUGUGUCAAGCUUUGCAAAGAGGAGACCAAGAUAUUGUUAAUGCCAUGUCAUUUGUUACGUUGACUAAGGAACAAUUGCAACAAAUGAGGGACCAUGGGUGGGAAGAAUUUUUGCAUCUUGUGCUUUCUUUUUGUGCUAAACAUAAUGUGGAAGCUCCUAAUAUGGAUGAUAUGUAUGUUCCUCGUGGAAGAUCAAAACGCUUCUUUGCCAAAGUGACAAAUCUUCAUCGUUUUCGGGUAGAAAUGUAUUUAAGUGUCAUUGAUUUACAACUCCAAGAGCUCAAUAAUAGAUUUGAUGAGAAAAAUAUGGAAUUGCUUAUUUGUAUGUCAUGCUUAAAUCCGGUAAAUUCAUUUGCGGCAUUUGAUAAGCAAAAGUUGAUGAGACUUGCCGAGUUAUAUCCCGAAGAGUUUCCAACUAAUGACAUGACAAUGACUGCUCUUCGUCAUGAACUUGGUUUCUAUAUUAAUGACAUGCGUACAGAUGCAAGGUUUGGAGACUUGAAGGGUAUUAAUGAGCUUUCUAUGAUGCUUGUUGAAACAAAUAAGCAUACUUCUUACAAAUUAGUUUACUUGUUGAUAAGACUAGCAUUGAUCCUUCCGGUGGCGACUGCAAGCGUGGAACGAGUGUUUUCAUCAAUGACUUAUGUAAAAAAUAAGUUGCGGAAUAGUAUGGGUGAUCAACUAUUGAAUGAUAGUUUAGUUACUUAUCUUGAGAGAGCCUUAUUUGCAAGAGUUAGUGAUGAUGAUGUAUUAGCACGCUUUCAAAGUAUGAAAACUCGAAGAAUGCUUUUGUAG
Messenger RNA from Chenopodium quinoa (quinoa), 2628 nucleotides. Its product is annotated as zinc finger MYM-type protein 1-like. The transcript is spliced from 3 exons. The record is from RefSeq and is a predicted model, not a curated record. Gene Ontology annotation, molecular function: protein dimerization activity. The coding region runs from base 1 to 2628 and encodes 875 amino acids. Lineage: Eukaryota; Viridiplantae; Streptophyta; Magnoliopsida; Caryophyllales; Amaranthaceae.